Messenger RNA from Branchiostoma floridae (Florida lancelet), 2712 nucleotides. Its product is annotated as polycystin-2-like. The transcript is spliced from 8 exons. The record is from RefSeq and is a predicted model, not a curated record. NCBI's taxonomy places the organism in Eukaryota, Metazoa, Chordata, Leptocardii, Amphioxiformes, Branchiostomatidae. Gene Ontology annotation, molecular function: calcium channel activity; calcium ion binding. The coding region runs from base 2 to 1813 and encodes 603 amino acids. Gene Ontology annotation, biological process: detection of mechanical stimulus. Gene Ontology annotation, cellular component: membrane.
GAUGUUGCUACCAAGGCGAUUCGCGUUCAAGACGCUACUGUUCGAACGUGCGGUCCAAAUACUGAUCCUUGCAGCCGCCAUCUUCAUCUGCAACAACGAGAGGGGCGAGAAUCAUUACUAUCUAAUGAGAGCAACGCAGGAUAUAAUAUCAGGAUUCAACAAGACGUCCACCCGAGAUGACUUCUGGAGGUGGUGUGACCACAGCCUGUUGUCUAGGCUCUUCUUCACGACUUGGUACAAUGGGAGAGCGAUAGAGCAGGAUGACGUCAUCAACAGGUGCACAACCAAUCCCGGUCUGUUCCGGAUAGGACCGGUCAGACUCAAGCAACUCAGGGUGGUGCCAGGGCAGUGCAGGACUCCUGACACCAUGGCAGCCAUUGUGGACGAAUGUAACGUGGAAUAUUCCACUUCAAACGAAGACCAAGGAAACUACGGCGAGAACUGGAGCAAUUAUACAUCAUCAAAUACCUCAACCAAGAGCACGUACUGGCGGUAUUCUACCCAAAACAAGUUCUUUGACCCACCGUUGUACGGCCAUUUGGCUGUAUACUGGGACGGAGGAUAUGUUGUGAACUUAGGGACAGCAAAAGAAGAGGGUGAACGAAUCGUGAGCUAUCUUCAGCGUCAUGACUGGUUGGACAGUUACACACGCGCAGUCAUGGUCGAGUUCACCGUCUACAACGCAAACGUCAAUCUCUUUCUCGCAGCAACCUUAUUGGUGGAAUACAGUCACGUGGGUUUGGCUAUUCACUGGAUUUCCCUUCAUCCUUUUCGCUUGCAUCACGCGCACGAACUUGAGGGGAUAUGGAGUUAUGUGACCUUGAGUGUGAAUUUGUUUUAUGCUUUCCUCCUAUUGGUGGAGAGCUUAACGAUAGCAGUUCGAAUUCAUCAGAUGGGUAAGAAGUGCUUUCGGGAUGUUUGGAACGCUUGGGAGGUUUUCGCUUGGAUGUGUUCAUCGGCGGCGGUUGGUGUGUUUUGUUGGCGGUACCACUUGGCUAGAGACGCGUUGACGGCGAUGCACGCAAACGUAACAGGGCAGUUCCUGAGCUUCCGCCAGGUGUCGCUGGUGGACGAGGUGUUGUGGUACUUGCUGGCGGGCUCGGUGUUCGCCAACACCGUCCGGCUGCUGCAGCUUCUGUCCUUCUCAGCAUCCGUCGCCAUGCUGACUGAUGUCAUACGGCGGUCCACACAGCACGUUGUGGUUUUCUCCGUGCUGGUAAUGCUGGUGUUCCUCGCCUUCAUGUUCUGUGGGUAUCUGUUGUUCGGCGCGACGCUGCAGCAGUUCCAAAGUCCGCUAGGUGCGCUGCUGACUGGGUUCGGCAUGCUGCUCGGCUCCAUCGCUUUCAAUGACAUCAUUCAGGCGGAUGAGACCCUGGGACGUCUGUACAUUUUCGGGUUUGUUGUCUGUCUGCUGUUCGUCCUCAUGAACCUGUUCGUGGGCAUUCUCAACGAUACAAUCUCACAGGUGAAGAAUGACAGACAAGAAAGGGCAGAUGGGCUAUCGGACCUUGUGCGCAUGAUCAGACAAGUGUUGACCAAUGGGGGCGAAGCUAUUUCUGAGAAAAGAAUAACAGUGGCACAAAACGACAUCAUGGCAGACCUGUACACCCCUCAGAUCGACCGUCUGCAGCACAGAGUGGAGCUCCUCCAGCGACACGUGCAGGAACUGCAGAAGACGUUCACGAUGUGGGAGUACUUUGUGUCCUACCUGCGGUCAAUGAACUGGCAGCAACCAUACAUUUACCAGUCUUCUUUAGACGGUUACGACAGCUGGGAUAGUCUGGAUUACGAUUUUGAGACAGUAUAUGCGUGAUAGUAUGUAUUCUCACUCGAGCUCAUUCUGUAUAAUCAUCAUCAUCAUCAUCAUCUUUCAUCCUGUAUAAUAGUAUAUAUAUAACGUUAUGUCCGUAUUUGUGUAAGGGUAACCGUAUUUACACUUAUUAACGUACGACUUAUUGUCGUCAACGAAUAUGUAACGAGUUAUUUGCACAGAAAACGUUGAACGUUUAAAGUUUUGCAUCUUUGUUGAAUAUAGUAUCAUACUGUACGUAGUUCUAAGGUCGAAUGGUUUAAUGUCCCGUUUUGCCCUUGCUAUGAAGAUUGUCAUAACUGGUAAAACUACGCGGUACAUAUAGUAAGAAGGGGACGAGUAGAGAAAUUCUAUUUACUUACUAUUAGACAAAGGUUAUACAAUGACACAAAAGUCAGUAUCAAGUUAUUUACUAACGUUAUUUUUUCAAUUUAUGGAAUCAUCACAGUUGCCACGAAAAUAUGAUCAAACAUUAAACACUACGUUUAUGGAUCAUCAUUAUAAUUUUUUUAUUGAAAUGAAAGAUCAACAUGGCAUUGCAUCUUAGAUGUUUAACUUGAAUAGGUAAUGAAAUGUAUCAUAAAUUACUGUCAUUAGAAUCAGGUCUGGUUAUGUUGAAAUUAUCAUCUGGAUACAUUAUCGUACGUCAGUAAAUUAUAGCAAGGCACAAUACACAAAUGUAUAACAUUUAUACGGAUAUGUACAUUACACAAAAAAAUAAUAUCAUAUUGUGUUAUACAUGAAUCUGCUUUAUAUAAUGUACAACUCGCCUCUUCUGGGAAAAUGAUCUUCUUUUGCAUCGGAUGUUCUUUAGUUGUAGAAACCUCGUUAUGAUACGGUCACAUUUCCAAACAGGCUUCCGGGCGGAAUACCAGUAUUUGCGGAAAAGGAAAAUAAAAGUG